Messenger RNA from Sphaeramia orbicularis (orbiculate cardinalfish), 2747 nucleotides. It is a transcript of the gene smim14, whose product is annotated as small integral membrane protein 14. Gene Ontology annotation, cellular component: endoplasmic reticulum. Lineage: Eukaryota; Metazoa; Chordata; Actinopteri; Kurtiformes; Apogonidae. The coding region runs from base 165 to 482 and encodes 105 amino acids. The transcript has 5 exons. The record is from RefSeq and is a predicted model, not a curated record.
ACGUGCAUCAGACAAAACACAGACGGUUGGUUGACAUGUCUGCAGUCAGAAGGUUUCUGUACUGAAGAGCAGCGUGGCCGCAGCAGGCAACGACAGGCCCUUUAACAGAAUUUUACGCUUUUCUGGACAUUUACAGAGCUCGAGUGAACACCAUCCAGUGAGAAAUGGCAGAGGGAGGUUUUGACCCUUGUGAGUGCGUCUGCAACCAUGAGUAUGCUAUGAGACGUCUCCUCAAUCUGCUCAGGCAAUCUCAGUCCUAUUGCACAGACACAGAGUGCCCUCAGGAAUUGCCAGGCCCCAGCGGGCCUGUCGGUGGAGGAGGCGACCUGACUCUCCCCAUGGUUCUGAUGGGGUGGGUAGUGCUGGUUCUGGUCCUGUUCCUGCUGCGCCCAUCCAGUCUCAGGGGUCCCCGUCCCACAGAUAAACCCACUGGACCCCACAAUAGUGGUCGUAGAGAGCCCCCACCACCGCCAGUGGACUAGCAGUGGAGCCAAAGAACCAACACUCAUCCACAUGCUCUGAAUGGAGCUGCACAGUUAGCUACAGUAUAUACUGUGACGAGGACAGCACCAUCUUCCUGUCAGCCUUCAUUCAAAUAGCUUUUAUUUCUCCUUUUUACUACCAUUGUGUUGAGGUUAAAUCAAUGAUUCUUUGUACUAGAGUCCAACUGAUGCAGGAGUUUUGAGACUUAUCCAAAUUGCAGUUUUUUGUUUUUUUUUAUGGCUAUUUAUGUUUUUUAUGUAGACACAAAUUUUAUAAACAAAAACUUAUAUGCAUGGAGCAUAAAUGACUUUUACACACUAAGUCAAUUGUAUUUAAUUUGUCUGUAAAAUGUCAUUUUCAUUCUAGCAAAUGCAUUCACAGAAUGUUUUUGCUAAACCUUCAAAGCAAACUGACCAACAGUACCGGUGUGUUAAUGUAUCAGUUGGGCUCUAAGUGUUACUUUGCCAAGUCUUUAGGUGUGGCAUUGUUCUGAGUCAGUCCCUGAUCCCAGCCCUGGUGCUGACUGUUGUGCACAAACUUAGACGUGAACUCAAAAUGAAGGAAUGUGUCAGGAGGGCCAAAGGAGGAGGGAGAAGCAAGACAAGAAUUUGCUUUUGGGCUGCUGAAGUUAAUGUUCAGUGCUCGCUGACUAAUGAAGGGUGGUGGGUUCUUCAGACUCUAAAACAUUCCACUCUUUUCCACAUUUAGCUCUAUAAACGGUGCCAGUAAGGAUUUCCUUUCACAUUUAAGUUCACUUUUAAACCAGCAGAAUGAAGAGAUACAGUAAAUAUAUAAAUCAUACUGUGUAUUAACACUUGGAUUGUUACAUCACAGUAGAUUGAAUUUAAUGCAGUGAGCUAAUAAUUUGUUUGCAUGUAGACCUCAUUUGGAUCACAAGGUCUAUUUAUAUGAGCUGAAUUUUUAAGGACGUGUCAGCAGUUAUGUACAUAUAAAUAAUUGGAACAGCAAUACAUUUUCAUCAAGUAACAAGUCUGUCGAAAACAAAUGUGAACAUAAUAUUGGAACAAAGUAGAGGUAACAGGUCUAGGUUGGCUAUCUAUGAGAGUUCUUAGAGAACCUUGGUCAUAAUCACAGUUAUGUCCUCACAUUUUCAACUUACUGAUUAAAUAAAGGCAGGUCUGAUAUGCUUUGUAAUUUUAAGACAAACCACACAAAAAAGUACAUUUUAAUCAUAUUAGGAGAAUUCCAUGUCGUGUAUGUUUUGUGGUUUAAAAAACAAAAUGAUAUUCUAAAGAAACUAGGUUGUAAUAGCUUGAAAAUGACAUUUUAGUAGCACUUUUGUUGUGGUUUAAUUUAAGGGUAUGUUGUAAUGACUUAUUUGUCUAAAUGAGGGUCUGUCCUUUCUGUUCUUUUUUAAUCAUAGCAGUCGGUGAUUAAUGGGUGCAACCCAAACUCUACACUUCACAUAUUAAUCAAAUAUGUAAAACCAGCAAAGAUGUAGGAAAAAGUGCAGGCUAGAAUUUUUUACACAGUGCCAAUGGAAAUUUAAGUAUCAGUGCUGAUUUGAAGAACAACUUUGGUGAAGAAUUGAGCACGUGGUGAUUUCUUAGGGGUUGCGGGUGGGGGGGUGGACAAAAUGCUGAGACACAAUUUAUAUUUUGCCAUAUGUAGUUGUCAUGAUAGUUUACACAUAGGGUUUUUUUUUCUUACAGUCGCUCAUUAUUCACUUGAGCCCAGAACUGGCUAAUUCUCUAAUGGUUUGUCAGUUUGAAAUUGCAGCCUGAACAGCUGCCUGUGGGGCAGGAAUGCUGACUUGAAACUAUCUUUUCAACAGAUCUUUAGUGCAAUGCAGUUGUGUAUUGAAUGCAUUACAUGACACAGGAGUUUCCUGUUUUCUAGCCACUUACUGUGAACAUGUUUGCUUCCUGAAACUAGAAUGGAAACGGUUAUUUUAGUCUACCUGAUUAAUCUGAUAAUAUAAUUUCCACCUUAAACACAUCACCUACAAUUAUAAAACAUUAAUUGUAGAUUAGCUGUGUUAACUGGCUGGCUGAUCUUCAGUUUUAUAUCAGUAAAUGGUCUCUAAAAUUAUCUCUAUAUUGUCAUAGAUUUGCUUGGGAGAAAAUUAAAUUCAGACUUGAGUGUACUAAAUUAAAGUGAAACAACUCUGAGUUGUAAUGAACAAUAGAACAUCUGGUACCACAGGGGACCUCAAGCUAUACUGUUACUGUCUUAGAGAAAAAGGGCUUUAACUAUGCACUUUUCCUGUAACAAAACAAAAAAUAAAAAAAAUUAUUCAGUUA